AUGUCUACUCUUGAGCAAGAGUUGCUAGCCGACUUUGCCGACUCUGGCGAUGAGGCUGACGCCGGCCUCCAUGACUAUGCCGACAACAUGUCCGAGGACAACAUGGUCGAUGACGACGAGGCCAUGGUCGACGAAGAGGCAGCUGCUCAGGAGCAAGUCAAGGCUCCGUCAGACGUUCGCGGGGGUUACACGCUUAUGAAAAGCAUGGCUGCUACUCUGGAGCGCAUCCACGAGGUCCAGGACAAUCGCGAAGAGCUGCUUGAUGGUGAGGACAUUGAAGAUGAUCCUGAGUAUCAGCUGCUGAAGGAGGCGAAUGAGUUCUCCACACAGAUUGACGGCGAGAUUGCUACGGUGCAUAAAUAUAUCCGCGACAACUACUCGGUUGUAUUCCCUUACCUGGAAGAACUCGUCAAGAAUCCCGUCGACUACGCGAAAACCGUGGCCAUUCUUCAAAAUGGCCCUCUCGACGACAUCAAGACGAUUGCGCAAAGGACCGACAAUAUUGUUGGAACUGCUCUCAAAAACAUUCUCGACGGCCCCUCGCUGAUGGUCAUCACAGUAGAAGCUACCAGAGCACAAGGACGCAAACUCAAAGAAGCCGAGCUAGAAGCCGUCGUUGGCGCCUGCAAGCUGUUACUUGACCUCGACAAGGCCAAAAGUACCCUCACUCAAUUUGUUCAAUCAAGGAUGCGUGUCUUUGCGCCAAAUCUCACGACACUUCUUGGUUCUUUGGCAGCAGCACAGCUCAUCAACCAUGCUGGAGGUCUUCAAGGCCUGGCAAAGACACCUGCUUGCAAUAUUGCGCCACUGGGAUCAAACAAGGCUACUGGGCUAGGUUUGGCGACGAACAUUGGCAUCAGGCAUCAAGGUUACAUCUACCACAGUCCUCUUCUCCAGACUAUCCGCGAGGAUCUCAAGAAGCAGGCUCUACGCAUCGUUUCCGCCAAGGUCAUUCUCGCUGCGCGCAUAGACAUGGUACACCAGAGCACAGACGGCUCAAUGGGCCAGCAACUCAAGGAUGAGUGCGAGCGCCGGCUCGACAAGCUCACCGAAGUCCCCGCCAACAAGGGUGUCCGCGCGCUCCCAGCACCAGACGAUAAGCCAUCGCGCAAGCGAGGAGGACGAAGAGCACGCAAAGCGAAGGAGGCGACCGCCAUGACGGAGAUACGCAAGGCACAGAACCGCAUGGCAUUUGGUAAGGAAGAAAAGGAAGUCGGCUAUGGAGACGUCACAAAGGGCAUGGGUAUGAUUGGCGCUACAGACACGGGACGACUACGCGCGCAACAGAUCGACACCAAGACACGCGCAAAGCUCUCGAAAAAGCAAGGUGCCGGAUGGGGCGGCGACACUACACUCGGAGCUGCAUCUUCACUCAAGGGUUUUGGCGCCAGUGGUACUGCGACCAGUCUACGCGCACAAGGUCUUAGAACAGGUGGAGUUGGGCUCGGUGGCGCGGGAACAAGUUCGAUUGCCUUCACACCGGUGCAAGGCCUCGAGCUGGUUGACCCAAGAGCAAGAGAGGAAGCGAGCAGGAAGCGCAAGGCGGACGAAGACCGAUGGUUCAAGGGUGGAUCCUUUACGCAGCUCAACGGCGGCGGUGGCAGUGCCAAGGUGGAUGCGAACGGUUUCAAGGUGCCAGCUCUGCCAGUAAAGAAGCCGCGGACGGAGUAA
Molecule: messenger RNA, 1671 nt
Organism: Plenodomus lingam JN3
Lineage: Eukaryota; Fungi; Ascomycota; Dothideomycetes; Pleosporales; Leptosphaeriaceae
Biological process (GO): spliceosomal tri-snRNP complex assembly; mRNA splicing, via spliceosome
Cellular component (GO): precatalytic spliceosome; U4/U6 x U5 tri-snRNP complex; U4 snRNP
Source: RefSeq, a predicted model, not a curated record